This is a messenger RNA of Cicer arietinum (chickpea), 2519 nucleotides long. Its product is annotated as transcriptional corepressor LEUNIG_HOMOLOG-like. The record is from RefSeq and is a predicted model, not a curated record. NCBI's taxonomy places the organism in Eukaryota, Viridiplantae, Streptophyta, Magnoliopsida, Fabales, Fabaceae. Gene Ontology annotation, molecular function: transcription corepressor activity; protein binding.
UUUUCCUUUUUGCAUGGAACUGUCACUUGCCGCUUACCUCACUCACUCACUCUUCUCUUCUUCUUCUUCUUAUUCUUGUUCUUCUUCUUUCAAUUUGAAUUCAACUCUAACUCAAUCCCUUUUCAAUUCCAACUUUUUCCCUCUCCAUAACUCAACCCUCUUUUUCUUCUCACUAACCGUACCCAAACCGUAGACAAAAUAAAAUACCUCUGUUGCAUUCACGAUCAUGGACUCAAACAAUAACGACCCCCAUGAUCCAGACGCUGAUGCAAUGUUUCGAUUAUAUUUGCAUGAUUAUUUGAUCAAAAAGGGAAUGCAUAAUACCGCUGAGAUUUUCAUGAAUGAAGCCGAGGUUCAUAAAAUCCCCACAGACAAGAACUUUUUGGAUACGGUGCUUGAUUCUCCAGAUGGAUUCCUCCAUGACUGGUGGUCUAUUUUCUAUGAUGUAUUUAGGUCUAGACAAGGAAGGCAUCAGCAGUCUCAGCCAGAGUUCUCUAGUAAGGUGGUCCCAAAAAUGAUCCAUGCUGCAAGGAAUAGUUCCCCUUUUAGAAUCCCUCAAAUGCCAAUGAAUGAGCAGAGAUCUCAACAAUUUCAAGCCAACCCCAGCUUUAACAACAUAAUGGCACAACCAACUGGUUGUUUGAUAUCUCCGAGACUGUACAAUAAAGAGCAACUUGGAAAUAUUGAUCCACGUUUGCUUGCUCUUAUCGGAGCAAAUAACCCGAAUUUCAUGGCAGGGACUAGUUCAAAUAAUCCAUCGCAAGAUAUGGGCAAGCAGGUCCAGAAGCAAGCCUUUAAGGAAAAUGGAAUUGGUAUGCGUGUGGGAUUUACUUCCAGAGGACCUCAAAAAGCAAUGCUGCCUUUAGAAAGACCUCAUGAAACAAAUAACUAUGACGCUCCUAAUGUGGUGCCAACAAAUGGUUUGCCAUUAAAUGACCCACGACUAACUUCACUUUUGCAAAUACCAAACUAUCCACAGCAGUGUCAAGUGUUGAACACACAAAAUCAGGACGCAAUCCUUACUCAAGCACUUGCAAGUGCUCCUAACAAUCAGCCUUUCACAGCUCCUGGAAACUCUAGCAAAUGUAACAGUCAAUAUCCAGAGAUUCCCAAGACUGAAUCAAGUAAUAAGGAUAAGGAGAUGAUGGGCCAAACAGUUAGAGCUGGAGAACCUCAAUGCAAGCAGGAUCAGCAAAUGCAGUCCCAAAAUAUUGAUAAGGGCAGAAAGAGAAAGGUAAGAGCAUCCUUAAGACCUGAAGAAUGUGUCCGGGACUGUGUGGAUGCGGCAGAUGGAAAACCAGCGGAUGAAAAUGUGGAGUCCUACCUUUCUAUUGAAAAUGGGAAUGCUGAUCAUAGAACGUUGCCGUUCAGCAAUCUGAAACGUAUUUCAGCAACAAACAGCAGAAAUGAAAAUAAAGGUUUUUCAUUCCAAGAGGUUGGAACCCUUCACUCAUGCAAAAGCAAGGUUUUAUCCAGCCAUUUUUCAUCAAAUGGAGAAGUUUUGGCAAGUGCUGGACAUGACAAGAAGAUUUUUAUUUGGAACAUGGAAACUUUUGAAUGUGUUUCUACUGAAGAAACACAUUCACUCCUCAUUACAGAUGUCCGGUUUAGACCAGGGUCAACUAUAUUUGCAACAUCUUCCUUUGAUAGAUCUGUAAGACUAUGGGAUACUACUAGACCAGCCAAAUCAUUGUUAAAGCUUACUGGGCAUUCUGAACAAGUAAUGUCACUGGACUUCCACCCAAGAAAGGUGGAUCUUCUUUGCUCGUGUGAUAGCAAUGAUAUAAUUCGUGUGUGGAAUGUGAACCAAUGUGCUUGCUUGCAUGUAAUUAAGGGAGGUAGUAAACAAGUUAGAUUCCAGCCUCUUUAUGGGAAGCUUCUAGCUACUGCUACUGGAAAUAAUGUCAAAAUAUUUGAUAUUGAGACUAAUAGCCUUCUGUACCAUCUACAGGGACAUGAUAAAGAUGUUCUUUCUAUUUGUUGGGAUAGAAGUGGAAAGUAUAUUGCCUCUGUCAGUGAAGAUAGCGCACGGGUUUGGUCGGACGGAGAAUGCAUUAGUGAGUUGCCUUCAAAUGGGAACAAGUUUCAAUCAUGCAUAUUUCAUCCGGCAUAUUGUAAUCUCUUAGUCAUUGGUGGCUAUCAGUCCCUUGAAUUCUGGAGUCCAACUGAGAGCAGUAGAACAUUGUCAAUCAUUGCACAUAGGGGGUUAAUUGCUGGACUAGCAGAUUCACCCGAAGAUGAAUUAAUUGCCUCGGCUAGCCAUGAUCACGUGGUGAAACUGUGGAAAUGAGAAUUUUAGUGCAUGUUUCUGUGACAGAAAGUUAAUCGUUGUGGAUUUUGUUUGACAGUAUUUCAUUUCCUGCUACAUUUUUUGGGAUUGAUUAGAUAAUCUAUAGUUAAAGGUUUAACAUUACAUACAGUAUUACAGAGAAAAAUACUGGUAAAAUACCAAUAUGUAUACAGGAUACUGUAGAUUGAGCCGAUCUAAUACAGAUUCAGUGCACAAAUUUAGAAACUUC